GCGACGUCCGCAGCAGACGACGCGAUAAGUAAGUAAGUAUACAUCAGUCGCGUGCCGACGGCCGCGGUACUUCCUCGCGGCCUUCGUAAAAAUAACUACCUUCCCCGAUGUACAGUUUAGUUUAGGUGUGGAACGUUGACAUGUAUGUGCCUUAUUUCUGCGAAUCGCAUGGAGAAUUUCUUCCUAUACAGGAGGUUGAAAGAUAGUUUUGUAAAGUGUAUUUACAAAGGAAUCCAAGAUGAUUUCAGAAAAAUUAAGAGUUUUCAAACUCCUCCUGUACAAAGACUUUUUGGUUAGAAAAAGACACUGGAAACUUGGAUUGUUUGUUGAAAUUGCAAUUCCCCUACUGUUAUUUGUAACGGUAUGGGGCUUGAGGAAUUUGUCAGUUCAGACAUCUCCUAAUGCAAAUUUUGACUCUAGUAUAACAUAUCCAGUGGAAGAACGAUAUGAAUUUUUACCUAUACCUGGAACUAAAAUCUACGUUGUACCUGACAACCCAUUUAUAACAUUGUACAUGAAUGAAGUAAGAAAUUGUUUAGGAAAAGAUCGAUAUAUUAUAAGAGAAUUCAAGACUGUAGAAGACAUGUCUUUGCUUGUGGACUAUUCAUAUCAACGAGCCGUAAAUGAAAAAGUAAUAGCUGUGAUUUUUAAAAAUGACUCUAUGGACUCUACUACUACACACUUGGAUUAUAAAAUACUUUUAGAUGAAAAAGUACCUCAGGAAAUAUACAAGGGUCUCUUGUCUAGACCUGCAUUUAGGAAUGGAUUUGUUGGUUUGCAACUAUGUCUUGAUGAAUCUUUCAUAGUAAUGAAAGCAAAAAAUGAUUCCCCCAGAAUGCAUAUGAAUAUGCAACAAAUGCCUUACCCACCACAUGUCGAACCAGAUAAAAUUGAUAAAAUUUACAGAGUAGUUUUUUGUGCAUUUGCCAUAUUGGCAUUUUUGGUGCCUCUAUGCAUAGAAACAUCUUAUGCAUCUGAAGAAAAAUUCUUAGGAAUAAAUGUUUUAAUGGCUAUGAACGGUGUUCCUAAUUAUUUGAAUUUAUUGAGCUGGCUGCUUACUGGACUGAUUUUCAGUUUGACAUAUAUUGUUCCCGUAACAAUUUUAGUAAACUUAACUUCUACCGACAGCGCGGUCCCAUUUUUAUACUAUGGGAAUUCGUUUUUAUUUUGGUUGAUAUUCACAAUGCACUUUGUACAUUUGGUAACAUUUGGGAUGCAUGUGUCGGCUUACUUUACAAGAUCUUCAUUUGUGGUCACUGGACUUUUAAUUUUAUACAUAGGUUCAGCUGUACUUGCAAAAAAAGGAUUUGAAGACGAUGCUUCAAAAAUCGUACCUUAUUUUGGGAUCAUUUUUCCUAAUGUCUUAUUAUUUAGAGCUUGUGAAGAAAUCAAUUAUUAUGAAUCUAUGAUGAAAGGAAUCCAGUUUGACAAUUUGUUUAGAGUUGGAGAACAUCAAUAUGGCACUGCAGGAAGUAUAGGAAUGAUCUUGAUUUUUGAAAUGUUAGGGUCGAUUUUUCAUUUUAUUAUGGCUAAUUAUAUUUAUGCUAUAAAUCCUGGAAAAUAUGGGGUUAAAAAAAGGCCCUUCUUUUUCUUGAAGUUUUUGAGAAGGUCAAAUAUAUCUACUGACAAUCCUGAAGUUGAGAAAUUCGACUGCAAUAGUAACAAACUUUUUGAAACAGUCACUGGAAAUGUUUUCACUCCUGGAAUACAAAUAAGAAAUCUGAAAAAGAGUUAUAACACUGGUUUGUUUAGUGGAGAGAAAGUACAUGCACUGAAGGGUAUUUCUGUCGAUUUCUACCAAAAGCAAAUAACUGCCUUGCUUGGACACAAUGGAGCUGGAAAGACUACAAUGAUGUCUAUUUUAACAGGAAUGAUUAGUCCUUCGCAAGGUUUAGUACUUAUAAAUGGCAAGAAUAUAAAGGAUGACACAGAUGAGAUAAUGAGAGACAUUGGAUUAUGUCCUCAAGAAAAUAUGUUCUUCCCAAGUUUAUCUAUAGCUGAACAGUUGACAUUUUUUGCUUUGUUAAAGAGUGAAAGACAGUCGAGAUCGCUCGUUAAAAGCCAAGUUACAAUAUUUAUGCAAAAAUUGAAGCUGUUUGAAAAACGAAAUGCUUUACCCAAACAAUUAUCUGGUGGUCAGAAAAGACGAGUUUGUCUGGGAAUGGCGUUAGUGGGAGAUUCGAGUACUAUAAUUUUGGAUGAACCAACUUCCGGAUUAGAUCCAGAAAGUAGACGUGAUAUUUGGGAUAUAUUACUGAAACUAAGAGGAGAAAAAACUAUUUUGAUAAGCACCCACGACAUGGAGGAAGCUGACAUAUUGGGUGAUAGGGUAGCCAUAGUACAUGCAGGUAACCUGAGAAGCUAUGGUACUUCCAUGUUCCUUAAGAAAAUUUUAGGGCAAGGAAACGUAGAGGUAACUAUGUCUAUUGAAUCCUGGUGUGAACCAUCGAAAAUUUGCAAUUACUUGGGCUCUGAAAGUGAGAUAAUCAGCACAGACGGUAGCAAAAUACAGCUCAGUAUCCCACAGAGUCCUACUUUACCCGAUUUGUUGGACAAACUAGAAAUCAAUAAGAAGGAUCUUGGCAUUACAGGGAUGAGUGUUUCCUUGAUUACCUUGGAACAAGUGUUUUUAAAGGUCACUCAGGACAAAAAAGAGAACAACUUGCGAGAAGCUUUCAUUGACACUACCAAAAAGUUGACAGGUCGUAAUCUGUUCGUACAUAUUGUAACGGGUUUGCUCCGUAAAAAACUGACAUACACUGUGAGAAAUGUAUCGACUCUCCUCAUCAUGCUGAUUUUGCUUUUCAUACCAAUGUUUUGCAUAGGAUUCAUUUUGAUGGAUCAUUUUCCCGGGGAUGACGUACCAGAUCCAAUACCGAUAAAACUUGACAUGUAUCAUGAUGGGAGAACUUGUUACAGAACUAAUGAAAAAGCCAAGGCUUUUGGAGACACUUACGAAGCGGUGACAAAAGAAUCUUAUGGAAAAGUUAUUGAGAAUCUUGAUGAGAAUAUCAGUUUUAUGUCAGCCCUGUUAAAGUUCGGCUUAGACAAUCCAGCAAUCUACGAUUUCCACCUGAUUGCUGGUGCUGAAUUCAUCAGUGAAAACGACGCUCUUAAUGCCACGGCUUUAUACAAUGGCAUUGAAACAAUCUACUCUCUACCUAUCUCCGUCAACCUUCUUACGAACACAUUGUUAAAAACUCUCGUCAGUCCUGAGUACAGCAUCAGUCUAGAGACUCAACAAUUUCCUCAAAAACAAGACACCGAAAUCGACGUGCUUAUGAUAACCGCCAGCGAGCCGAUCGAGACUUUCUUUGUGCCCAUCAUCUUCCUUUUCUUCUUUUACCCACUGGUGGCUCUCUUCGUCAUCCAUCCAUUGAAGGAGACUCUAACAAACAUCAAACAUCUGCAGAGGAUGACCGGAGCGUCGUGUUUUCAAUACUGGGGAUCGAUGUUUCUCUUUGAUUUUGCAGUGAUGCUGAUAAUGAUCGCGCUGGCUGUUAUCAGUUUGGUACUGAUUGAUGCCGUGCUUGAACUUGAAAUGCUGAGGUCUUGCGAAAUUUUUAUAUUGAUUAUCUUGUUCGUGCUGUUUGCCGUGAACAUACUGCCGCUCGUUUACAACUUUAGUUUCUCCGGCAAAGGCACAAGUACCGCGAUCAAGUUACUGAGUCUUUUGCCAUUAGGUCUUAUUGCAGUGGAAACCGUAAUGACUAUUGUAACCUUGAUGUUCCAAGGCUAUUCGAAAACCAUGAAUAUUAUUCGGCCAAUUCAAAAAACGAUAUUCCUGUUGACGCCCUAUGUAAGCUUUUUCCACGGAUUGAUAGCAUUCUUCAGAGGUACAAGGCAUUACGGCAAUUGCAUAAGAAUAUCAAGAAUGAUAAAUCAAACUGAAAUGGAACAUUUUCUUCAUUGCAAAGAUUUAAAUUGCAUCAAUGGAACUUGCGCUGAACCGCCCAUAAUGUUUACCAAAUUCAAAGAAGACAUUGCAUUAGAAACAAGUAUCCUGACUUUGUGCUUAACGCCUAUUUUGUACUUUGGGUUACUCUGUAUUCUAGAACAUAAACUGAUUCAUCGACUGAUCGUGAGAAUUCGUAGAAAUAAGCUCGAUAAGAGUGACGAGGCAUUUGAGGAACAGGUGAAGAAAGUGAAGCACGACAUAGCAUUUGAAGUUUCCAGAAUCAAAAGCAGAGAAUCAGAUCCAUCUUUCGGAAAAGAAGACAUCGAGAAAAUUAAUGGUGAUAAUGAUGACACGAAGAAACACGCAUUCCUCGCAUUCGAAUUGCGAAAGCUUUACGGAAACUUUGUUGCGGUGCAGGAUAUAAGUUUUGGAGUCGCUCAAGGUGAAUGCUUUGGAUUAUUGGGAGUAAACGGAGCCGGAAAGAGUACGACCUUUAAAGUGGUUACCGGCGAAGAAAUACCGCACAACGGCGAGAUGUACUUGAAUCAUAUAGACAUGAUUAAAUAUGGAAAACAUUUCCUUUCACAAAUGGGAUACUGUCCCCAGAACGAUGCUAUAAUAAAAUCUGUAAACGCUUACGAUCAUUUGCGUUUAUUCGCUCGGCUUCGGGGUAUUCCUGAAAGCCAAGUGGAAACUGAAGUGCGAAAAUGGAUUGACCGACUCAAGCUCAAUUUUUGUGCAUCGCAACCGAGUGGAACUUACAGUGGUGGCAACAAGAGACGAUUAAAUAUAGCCAUGGCUCUGAUAGGAAAACCGAAUCUUGUUUUACUUGAUGAACCGACAACAGGCGUAGAUCCAGCUGCCAGAAGAUCCCUAUGGAACGUUAUCCAAUCGUGUCAAACUACAGGACAGGCUGUGAUACUGACUUCACACAGUAUGGAAGAGUGUGAAGCUCUAUGUAACCGAUUAGCUAUCAUGGUCGAUGGUAAAUUUGAGUGUAUUGGACCUUCUCAGGAAUUAAAACAGCGGUUUGGAGCUGGUUAUAACAUACAAUUAAAACUUGAUCCUGAGGCACCUCAAAAUGAAAUUUCAAAUAUCAAAGAAGACAUGAAUAAAGCUUUUGAUUGUGAAGUUAUGGAUGAAAAUUCGGGAUACCUUAUGUAUCACUUGAAAUCAACCGAUCUAACAUGGAGGAGAAUGUAUGAUGUAGUCGACGAUCUGAAAACCAAAUAUUCCAGCAUACAAGAUUUCUCCGUUUUAUCUUCAACUUUGGAGCAAUUGUUUUUGGUGUUUGCUAGAUCUGCUAAUAAAUCUGAACGAAACGCUUAAUACAUAUAAUUAUACGUUGUGAAGUCAACAAUAACUUGAACGACAGUAUUAAGAGCUUAAACUUUAUGGAUGCUUAAUCUGUUUUUGCCUCAAACUUUACUUUUAUUAAUGUGAUAUACAUAUCGGUUCAUUGCAAUGACAAUUGAAGCGUUUGUCUGUAGCUUCUUAUUAAUUGCCUUCAGGCAAACGAUUUUUUAAAAACGGAUCAAAUCUGUUCUAAAAAACUCUGAAAUAGGUAUUGCAUUGGUUGGACUAUAGAGUACAUGACACGAAAUUUAAACAAAAAAAGUUCUUAAAAUAUGCGUACAUAUAAAUUAUGUAUUUCGUACAAAUAACAUUUUGCAUUUGAUUUAUAAUACAGUAAAAUCUGCAUGUUUGUAUGGCCAUAAAGUGAGAGCCUGUAUAACUACAGAAGAGAAAGAAGUCCCAAAAGUUUUCGUUCUAAUAAUGGUUGGAAACCUCAGUAGCUUUAUUAUUAACGAAAUGGCACAAGAAUUGAUUUUUCAAAUGGGGUAAACCCCCAUGAAUCUGCUACCCGGAUCAAACUGAAGUUGAUUACUCAGCAAGAAGAAUCUGAGUCCAAAAAUCGCACAAUCAAAUCGGGUCUUAAGCUUAGAGGGUCAUAAUGAUCAGGUGUAUUUUUCGUAUAUUUUAUUUACGUCUGAUGAAUGUUUUUGCGACUGAGUCGCCAUAUUCAUGUUUGUUUUUUAAAGACGUUGUCAAGCUACUAAAACAUGCGAUAUAUGACAUAGCAUUUCAGAGAUCUUUACAUAUAUUUUUAAAGGAAAUGCGCAAUGAACAUACUAAAAGAUUAAAUGACACACUAUAAUCAUGAAGCUUUUAUAUUUAUAGCGCUUUUAUCAAUCAUGCACAAUAUGUAUUGUAUGUUGUACAUACAUACAUUACAUAAUUGAUAUUUAUUUAUAUAGGUACAACAUAUUGAUGACAAGCAUAAAUGCUUUGAAAAUAAUAUCUUAAAAACGCUUCAAAUAUGUAUGUAAUAAUUACACACGAAAACAAUAUUGCAUAUCUCUAAAAAUUUAAUGUUUAUUAUUAAUAUAACAAGACAGAAACGUGAUUAAGUUAUGUACAAAAUUUGUACUAUACAUUUAUAAAAAAAAUGAUAUCCAACACUAUUUUUGUACGCUUAAUAAAAAGAAUAGACAUAAUUAUUCACUACAAAAUAAAAAACAAUACAGUUUUUCUUCUUCCAAUCUGAAUAUAACAUAUUUCAAAAUGUUAGGUAUAUAAAGAGAUGUAUAACAUUUUUCUGCAGAAUGCUACAUGGCUUUUUGAUAUGAGAUUCUACAUUAAAAGUAUUGAAAAUUACAUAACUUCAUUCAUGUUCCUGGCAAUUAUAACUGAGACUACAAAUUUAUAAAAUGUGUACUAACGCUAGUGAUGAAUUGUAACUGUCAUUAAUAACAAUAAAUAUUUUUUGUAAUAAUAUUA
Molecule: messenger RNA, 6679 nt
Organism: Nasonia vitripennis (jewel wasp)
Lineage: Eukaryota; Metazoa; Arthropoda; Insecta; Hymenoptera; Pteromalidae
Product: phospholipid-transporting ATPase ABCA1
Exons: 25
Coding region: 239-5227 (1662 amino acids)
Biological process (GO): transmembrane transport; lipid transport
Cellular component (GO): intracellular membrane-bounded organelle; membrane
Molecular function (GO): ABC-type transporter activity; ATP binding; lipid carrier activity
Source: RefSeq, a predicted model, not a curated record